This is a messenger RNA of Apodemus sylvaticus (European woodmouse), 1765 nucleotides long. It is a transcript of the gene Tbc1d7, whose product is annotated as TBC1 domain family member 7. The coding region runs from base 223 to 1104 and encodes 293 amino acids. Gene Ontology annotation, biological process: negative regulation of TOR signaling; activation of GTPase activity. The record is from RefSeq and is a predicted model, not a curated record. NCBI's taxonomy places the organism in Eukaryota, Metazoa, Chordata, Mammalia, Rodentia, Muridae. Gene Ontology annotation, molecular function: GTPase activator activity. The transcript has 8 exons.
GUAAGAAGCGGAGAGGACCGGGCCUGGUGUCCCGCGACAUAGCUCCCCUCGAUCGCUCGGCCAUGACGCUUAUGGUUCCGCCUGCCCGCCGGUGGCGCAGCGUUCCCGGCCUGUUCUCUGCUGUCUCCCGGAUCUCUUAGUCUGAACCGGGUGUGUUUGUUCUACUAGAGGCUCACUUAAAACAAGCAACAAACAAACAAACAAUCCCUCCAAGGAUGAAACAUGACUGACGACUCUCAGAGGAACUUUCGUUCAGUCUACUAUGAGAAAGUUGGGUUCCGUGGAGUUGAAGAAAAGAAAUCACUGGAAAUCCUCCUGAAAGAUGACCGUUUGGACAUCGAGAAGCUUUGCACAUUUAGCCAGAGGUUCCCUCUCCCGUCCAUGUACCGUGCAUUGGUAUGGAAGGUGCUUCUAGGAAUCUUGCCUCCACACCAUGACUCUCACGCCCAGGUGAUGGCCUACCGCAGAGACCAGUACUGUGACGUCCUCCAUGCCCUGACAGUAGUCCGCUUCAUCAGUGAUGCCACGCCGCAGGUCGAAGUGUACCUUCGCAUGUAUCAGCUUGAGUCGGGGAAGUUGCCUCGAAGUCCCUCUUUUCCUCUGGAGCCGGAGGAUGAAGUUUUUCUUGCCAUUGCUAAAGCCAUGGAAGAGAUGGUGGAAGACAGUGUGGACUGUUACUGGAUCGCCCGAUGCUUCGUGAAGCAGUUAAAUACCAAGUACCGGGACUCUUUACCUCAGCUGCCCAAGGCUUUCGAACAGUACUUGAAUCUGGAAGACGGUAGGCUGCUGAGUCACCUGAAGACGUGUUCUGCGCUAUCCAAACUCCCUUAUGAUCUCUGGUUCAAAAGGUGCUUCGCGGGUUGCCUACCCGAGUCCAGUUUACAGAGGGUCUGGGAUAAAGUCGUAAGUGGAUCCUGUAAGAUUCUAGUUUUUGUAGCGGUAGAAAUAUUAUUGACCUUUAAAAUAAAGGUCAUGGCAUUGCACAGUGCAGAGAAGAUAACACAGUUCCUAGAAAGUAUUCCUCAGGACAGCUCAGACGCCAUCGUGAGCAAGGCCAUCGACCUGUGGCACAAACACUGCGGGACCCCAGUGCAUUCAGUCUGACAGCUUGUGACUCCCUGGGCCGCCUCCCUGGGCACUUUGUUAAUGUCACGUGGUCUACCAACUGGUUAGAAAUAGCAGUCUUGCUGUGGUGCUCAACAUGCAACCCCCACCCCCAAUCAGUAAAAUAAUUUAAUCAAAAUGCCUGGUGUGGCCAUGCUGUGAAGCUGCCUCUCUUGGUGACACUGACAUGCAAGUGUGGGAUAGCGCUCUGAAAGGGCGAUUAGGAAACUCCUCCUGGUCUUAGGCGGCUCAGUGUAGGUGCAGCCUGGGCACUCUCAGGAACCGCAGGAGCCAAGCCCUGCCUCCAACUGCCUGAGUUAGGAAGGACUGGUCCUGGAAGAAGAGCAGCUUUCUUUUCCUGGCCUCUCUGAUUUGGCUUUUGCCUUCUGUUGCCCUAGAACGCGUAUAAGUGUGAGCUGACCACCGUCUCAUGCUCUGUCUGACUAAACUGGUUAAAAGCAGUCCCUGCAUUUCCUUACGUGUUCCCUCCCUUUGUGCCAGCUGGAAUGAAGCCUUGUCUUGUUUUUCUUGAGACAAGGCCUCAUUCUUUACCUUACUUUAUGUAGAACUCUUUAUGUAUUUGGCCUUGAACUCCUAGCCGUCCUCCUGCCUCAGCCUCCUGAGUGCUACAAUUUUAUUAAAUAAAACACCUCUAAAUUUA